UAGAGUCGGUCCCCAUACGCCUUGUAAUAUCAGUGAUACAGAAUUAAAGGCCUGAAAAUAAUAUUUUUGCUCGACCUCCAAAUAUUCAUAACUUUCUUUAUUCGGUAUUAAGAAAAAAAGGGGGCCAUGAAUUUCGAAUUGGAGCGAGAGAUCGGUUUCAUUAACAGUCAGCCUUCGCUCGCCGAAUGCCUGACGUCCUCCUACCCCGCUGUCGCUGAGACAUUUCAAAGUUCAUCAAUCAAGAACUCGGCGCUUUCAGGCUCGACACUAAUUCCUCCUCCUUUUGAGCAGACCAUCCCAAGCUUGAAUCCCAACAGCAACCAGCAACAGCGGCCAAGUCGCGUACAGCGGCCUCCAAAUGGCCCGUUCCCAUCUGCUGCCGCCGCCGCCGCCGCCGCCGCCGCGGCCGAGUUCCCGUGGAUGAAAGAGAAAAAGUCGUCGCGGAAAAACAACCAAGCGUCUGUGUCGCUGUCAGCUACAAUUCACGGGACCUCUCCUCCAGCGGCGGCGGAAUCUCCGACAGACGGCACGGGCGAGCAAGACAUCAGUAGCUGUAGUGCGCGGAGAUUAAGGACUGCCUACACAAACAUGCAACUCCUGGAGCUCGAGAAAGAGUUCCACUUUAACAAGUAUCUGUGCAGGCCACGGCGAGUGGAGAUCGCUGCCUUGUUAGACCUCACCGAGAGACAGGUCAAAGUUUGGUUCCAGAACCGCCGCAUGAAACACAAGAGGCAAGCACAGUAUAAAGAAAACCAGGACGCCGGGGUCAGUUUUCCCAACAGCUCGCUGCCAGAGAGCGAAGCCGAGGAGGCAUCGCCUUAUAACCAACCCGUCGAAGUGUCGGGAACCAACUUAGACAAUAAAAACUGCGCCGACCAGGCGCGAAAGCAAAGUCUGAGUAAAGAACUCCAAAACUUGCAAGAACUGACAGCGUACGGCAGCGACGCUAAAGCCCGGAGUCCCUUCAAUCUAACGGGAGCAGCAGACAGUGGUUUUACAGCAGGCCAGAAUUGUCUGGUCAGUUUCGAUAGCGUCAGCGUGGACGCCCUAGAACUGAUCUCCCUCACAGAUUUGAACAUGUUCUCUUCGGAUUCCUACCUGCCAUUCUCCGAUGGCUUAUCGCCCAGCUUGCAAGGGUCUAUCGACAGCCCUGUGGAUAUCCCCGAGGACAGUUUUGAUUUUUUCACCAGCACUCUGUGCACGAUAGACUUACAGCACCUCACUUAUCAAUAACCAUUGGCGAGUCAAAGAGUCAGUGUAAAAAUGCAGCCAUGUUAAAAAACAUAUGUUGAGUGUUUAAAUAACAAUAAUGUGGAAUAAUAAAAGUCUGUGUGAUGUAGGGUUGAUCUCACACUAAAUAACUUAUUCUCCAGCUUUGACUUGGGAGCCGACAGGAAUGACAGUCAAUAUUGCACAGGUAUUUAAUGAAACACAGUUGUAUUCAGUUGUAGUUUCGACAAUUAUGUCUACGAUUGUGAAUUCUCCUCCUCACUACUCAGGAAAAUAUGUUGUAUUUGUAUUUAUAGUAUCGCUGCUUUAUCUUAUAGCUCCCUAAAGGAUAACUGUGACGAGUUAUUUUAAGUUUUAGAGGUAGCCUAUUUAUUGAAAAUAUUGAAAUAGUGAAUUUUAACUUAUUUAUUGUACAUUAUUUUUCAUAGUUUAAAUAAAACAACUUAAUUAUUUAAUGAAA
Messenger RNA from Amblyraja radiata (thorny skate), 1690 nucleotides. Its product is annotated as homeobox protein Hox-A2-like. Gene Ontology annotation, biological process: regulation of transcription by RNA polymerase II. Gene Ontology annotation, cellular component: nucleus. Lineage: Eukaryota; Metazoa; Chordata; Chondrichthyes; Rajiformes; Rajidae. Bases 127 to 1233 code for a protein of 368 amino acids. The record is from RefSeq and is a predicted model, not a curated record. Gene Ontology annotation, molecular function: RNA polymerase II cis-regulatory region sequence-specific DNA binding; DNA-binding transcription factor activity, RNA polymerase II-specific. The transcript is spliced from 2 exons.